This is a messenger RNA of Neofelis nebulosa (Clouded leopard), 3953 nucleotides long. RefSeq names its product GTPase IMAP family member 1-like. Gene Ontology annotation, molecular function: GTP binding. Gene Ontology annotation, cellular component: endoplasmic reticulum. The transcript is spliced from 3 exons. NCBI's taxonomy places the organism in Eukaryota, Metazoa, Chordata, Mammalia, Carnivora, Felidae. The record is from RefSeq and is a predicted model, not a curated record. The coding region runs from base 193 to 1107 and encodes 304 amino acids.
UUCUCCAGCCAUGGAGUGCGCACACUUUUACUUGGGACUACGUACUUCGUCCUGCCCUGCUCCUCGCCGGGUCAGAAAGGUGUUUGCUAGAAGCACUGCCAGGGCUGAGCACGCUGGAGAAGGCUGCAGACACUCCCUCUGAGGGCAUGUGCAGCCAAGGAGAGAGACAUUUCUGAGGACAAACAAGUGGGCAUGGGAGGACGCAAGAUGGCCAGAGAUGAAGAGAAUGCCUAUGGUUCCCAGGACCCGGACGACCAGCAGCAGCCGCUCGCGCAGGAGCGCAGGCUCAGGCUCAUCCUGGCCGGCAGGACCGGAGUGGGCAAGAGCGCCACGGGCAACAGCAUCCUGGGCCACAGGCUCUUCCCGUCCAGGCUCGCGACCACCCCGGUGACCAGAAGCUGCGCCCUGGGGAGCCGGAGCUGGGCCGGGUGGCGCGUGGAGGUCACCGACACCCCCGACCUCUUCACCGCCCAAGGCCGGCACGCGGACCCGGACUGCACCGAGCGGGCCAACUGCUACCUGCUCUCGGCGCCCGGGCCGCACGCGCUGCUGCUGGUCACGCAGCUGGGCCGCUUCACCGCCCAGGACGAGGAGGCUGCGCGCGGCGUCCGCGAGCUGUUCGGCGCCGGCGUCCUGGCGCGCGCCGUGCUCGUCUUCACGCGCCGGGAGGACCUGGAGGGGGGCUCGCUGCACGACUACGUGCGCGCCACCGACAACCGCGCGCUGCGGGCCCUGGUGGCCGAGUGCGGCGGCCGCGUGUGCGCCCUGGACAACCGGGCGGCGGGCGCCGAGCGCGAUGCGCAGGUGGGCGAGCUGCUGGCGCUGGUGGAGCGGCUGGCGCUGGAGCACGACGGCGCGCCCUUCACCGACGACGUGUACGGCCUGGCGUGGGCCCGGCGCCACGCGCGUCCCGAGGACACGCUCCGCCUGGUGGCCGCGCGGCUGGCGGCCCGCGGUCUGGGGCGGGGGUGGGGUAGGCAGUGGGGGCGGGGGCGGCGCUGGCUGGAGGCCGCGAAGCGGGGGUGGCCGCUGGCGCUCCUGCUGCUGGGGGGCGCACUGUUACUUGUCCUGCUGCUUCUCCAGCGGGGGGCUCCAGGCCCAGAUUGAAGGAGCUGCCCUUCCAAAUGCGGGGAGCCUGGAGGGUAAAGGGGCUGGGUCAAGGCGCUGAGGGGAACUUAAACCCAAUUUCAAAGGAAACCUGGAGUUUCAGACUGGGAGUCUUAAUGACUCAGGACGCCUUGGACACUGUAUCGACUUUGCAAAGGCUCAAGUUCACUUUUAGCAUUCAAAUGUCAUUUUUGAUUAUAUGUACACUAUUCAAAUAAAUGUGGUGAACUUUCAAAUGUCCUUAAUUCAUUUUAGUAGUUUGGAUGUAUUUUUCCUUCUUGAAAAAAUAGUGCAUUGACUGGUAGUGUUUUAUAUAGAAAGUGGAUUCAUGGCAAAGGGAAACAAACAUUUUUGUGCAUGUGUGAGCAUUUAUCAAAACGUAGACACUGCCUUAGUUCGCUUGAGUUGCUAUUAAAAAAAAAAACAACGGGAAAGCUCUCAGUUUUUCCCCAUUGAGGAUGAUAUUAGCUGUGGGCUUUUCAUAAAUGGCCUUUAUGGUGUUUAAGUAUGUUUAUUCUCUCCCAACUUUCUCCAGGGUUUUUUUUUAAGAAAGGAUGCUGAAUUUUGUGAAAUGGUUUUUCUGCAUUGAUUGACAGGAUCACAUGGUCCUUUUCUUUUCUUUUAUUAAUGUAAUGUGUCACACUGAUUGAUUUGCAUAUGUUGCACCAGCCCUGUAGCCCAGGAAUGAAUCCCACUUGGUCAUGGUAAAUAAUUCUUUUUAUAUUCUGUUGAAUUGGAUUUGCUAGUAUCUUACUGAGAAGUUUUGCAUCCAUAUUCAUCCGAGAUAUUGGCCUGUAGUUCUCUUUUUUUUUUUGCUGGGUAUCUGUCUGGUUUAGGAAUCAAAGUAAUGCUGGCUUCAUAGGAUGAGUCUAGAAGUUUUCCUUCCCCUUCUAUUUUUUGGAACAGCUUGAGAAGGAUAGGUAUUAUCUCUGCUUUAAAUGUCUGGUAGAAUUCCCCAGGGAAACCAUGUGGUACAGGACUCUUAUUUGUUGGGAGAUUUUUGAUAACUGAUCAAACUCUUUAUUUCUUCCAGGUUUGAGUUUUGGAAGUGUGUGGGUGCUUAGGAAUUUCUCCAUUUCUUCCAGGUUGUCCAAUUUGUUGGCAUAUAAUUUUUCAUGGUAUUCCCUGAGAAUUGCUUGUAUUUCUGAGGGUUUGAGAUCAGUAUCACGACAGGGAUAUCCACACUCACCGCUGUGUUUACCAUGGUGUUGGAAGUUCUAGCAUCAGCAAUCAGACAACAAAAGGAAAUCAAAGGCAUCAAAAUUGGCAAAGAUGAAGUCAAGCUUUCACUUUUUGCAGAUGACAUGAUAUUAUACAUGGAAAACCUGAUAGAUUCCACCAAAAAUCUGCUAGAGCUGAUACAUGAAUUCAGCAAAGUCACAAGAUACAAAAUGAAUGUACAGAAAUCAGUUGCGUUCUUAUACACCAAUAAUGGAGCCACGGAAAGGCAAAUAAAGAAACUGAUCCCAUUCACAAUUGCACCAAGAAGCAUAAAAUACCUAGGAAUAAACUUAACCAAAGAUGUAAAAGAUCUGUAUGCUGAAAACUAUAGAAAGCUUAUGAAGGAAAUUGAAGAAGACAUAAAGAAAUGGAAAAACAUUCCGUGCUCAUGGAUUGGAAGAAUAAAUAUUGUUAAAAUGUCAAUACUACCCAAAGUUAUCUACACAUUUAAUGCAAUCCCAAUCAAAAUUGCACCAGCAUUCUUCUUUAAGCUAGAACAAGCAAUCCUAAGAUUUGUAUGGAUCCACAAAAGACACUGAAUAGACAAAGUAAUAUUGAAGACGAAGACCAAAGCGGGAGGCAUCACAAUCCCAGACUUUAGCCUCUAGUACAAAGCUGUAAUCAUCAAGACAGCAUGGUAUUGACACAAAAAUAGACACAUAGACCAAUGGAAUAGAAUAGACACUCCAGAAUUGGACCCACAAAAGUAUGGCCAACUAGUCUUUGACAAAGCAGGAAAGGAUAUCCAAUGGAAAAAAGUCUCUUUAACAAAUGAUGCUGGGAGAACUGGACAGCAACAUGCAGAUGAAUGAAACGAGACCACUUUCGUACACCAUUCACAAAAAUAAACUCAAAAUCGAUAAAGGACCUGAAUGUGAGACAGGAAACCAUCAAACCCUAGAGGAGAAAGCAGGAAAAACCUCUUUGACCUCAGCCGCAACAAUUUCUUACAUGACACAUCUCCAAAGGCAAGGGAAUUAAGAGCAAAAAUGAACUUUUGGGGCCUCAUGAAGAUAAAAAGCUUCUGCACUGCAAAGGAAACAAGCAACAAAACUAAAAGGCAACCAACAGAAUGGGAAACAAUGUUUGCAAAUGACAUAUGAGACAAAUGGACAGUAUCCAAAAUCUAUAAAGAACUCACCAAACUCCACACCUGAAAAACAAAUAAUCCAGUGAAGAAAUGGGCAGGAAACAUGAACAGACACUUCUCUAAAGAAGACAUCCAGAUGGCCAACAGGCACAUGAAAAGAUGCUCAACAUCACUCCUCAUCAGGGAAAUACACAUCAAAACCACACUGAGAUACCACCUCACGCCAGUCAGAAUGGCUAAAUGAACAAAUCAGGAGGCUAUAGAUGCUGGAGAGGAUGUGGAGAAACGGGAACCCUCUUGCACUGUUGGUGGGAACACAAACUGGUGCAGCUGCUCCGGAAAACUGUGGAGGUUCCUCAAACAAUUAAAAAUAGAACUACCCUAUGACCCAGCAAUAGCACUGCUAGGAAUUUACCCAAGGGGUACAGGAGUGCUGAUGCAUAGCGGCACUUGUACCCCAAUGUUUAUAGCAGCACUUUCAACAAUAGCCAAAUUAUGGAAAGCGCCUAAAUGUCCAUCAGCUGAUAAAUGGAUA